Molecule: messenger RNA, 636 nt
Organism: Acanthoscelides obtectus
Lineage: Eukaryota; Metazoa; Arthropoda; Insecta; Coleoptera; Chrysomelidae
Source: the annotation of a GenBank genome assembly
AUGUCGCAGGCUUUUAGUCUAUCCAAUAUUUUGAGUGGAUUUCGAUCAACUGGGAUACACCCCUAUAACCCGGACAUCUUUACAGAUGACGACUUUUUAUGCUCUGCGGUAACAGAUAGAGAAAUGACUAGUGAACUCCAAAAGCAAGAUGUUUCUUCGAUUACUUCACCCUCGGUCGCUGCAAAAGUACCAUCAGAUUCAACCACGGUCGCAUUACCUUCAACAUCUACUGUACGUCAGUCAGAGCCUUCAACAUCAGCAUCAGUAUUCACGAAUGAAACUGCAGCUCCUAGAAUCAAUUCACCAUCAAUUUUGACUGCGGAAGAAUCCGAGCAAGCAAAUACAAUACCAAGACGAUCAGCAGAGAUAGCUUCUACAUCUAAUGUUCUGGAUAUGACAACGUCAAGUGACAGUGAGACAGACCUUGACGAAGAACCCAAGUAUGAUGAUAGUUCUGAUAGUCCCUGGGAUGAAGUACCAGAUGUUACUGAUAAUUGGUUUUGUUUCAUCUGUGGGGAAGACAAAGUUAUGGACAUGAGACUUUGUGCUGUUUGUGGCAAAUAUGUCCAUGAAAUGUGUGUUGGACUAUCCAAAGACGAUAAGGAGCAGUUUAUUUGUCCCAAUUGCUCCAAUUAA